CACGUUUUGAUAGCAUAAGUAUGUACGCUCUGGUAAUGCAUGCAUUCAAGUAACUUUAAGUAGGCAUAUUGGGCACGCUUGCUCCUAUCAUUAUGGAGUGGUCAAAAAAUAAUAAUGUAAAUAUUCUCGAGUAGCUGUUACUCUCGAAAGGCUCUAUAAAUCGAAUUGAAUAGAUCUAUACUUUCGACUUUCAGUAUUAAGGGUUGAUAUUGAUUCGUUCGCGCCUAUUAUCUUGGCGGGUGAUUAACGUUUUUGGAUAUGUAGGUACAGUACAAGUAAUCUACUUAUUUCAGAUAUUAUAAUAUUGUGAUUAUUAAAGAUUUAAUUGUCUGUCAUUAGAUGUGAAGAUCGGUGCAGGAGGCUGCCUAUUACAUAACGCUGCAAGCGUAGGAUGUGACUCUUGAACUUUGCGAGGGCGGGCGGGGCUGCGCGCGGCGCGGAUCGAUGCGGCCGCCCGCCCAGUAUCACGCAGAGCGCGCCCCGAGCGCACGACUCGACAACCGGCGAUCUUCUAGUGUUGCGAUGAAGGUAGUAGUAGCGCGGUAGCGGUAUGAUAGCUGUAGGUAGCGGCGGUAGGAUCGGCCGCAACGCAGAGACCUCUUUAUAAGCCCAUAUAAUGCUAAAACUACCCAAAGGCCUUAAGAAGAAGAAAAAGGGAAAAAAGUCAAAACGCAAAGACGAGGAGUUAUUUACCGAAGAAGAGCUCGAGAAGUACCGCGCGGAGCACCAGCAACCGGCUGAGUCCGGCGAACCCUCCAAGGAGAAUGAGGAGUGGUCCAAGUUCAAGGACUUGACCACUGGCAUUGACAGUGUACUUAAGAAGACUCAGGGUGAUCUUGAUCGAAUCAAAUCCACCUCGUUCUUCCAACGCAUACCUGCGGGCGUCAAGGAGCUCCCGCCAUCGCCACCGCCACCUCCCCCCACUCGCCAGGUGGUCACUGUCACCGCGGCCGACUUCCCUCAGCUCGCCGCCGCUGAGGAACACGACGACGCGAGUGACAUCGGCGUCACCGACGACGAGUCCGAGGACGACCAGGACGAUAUCUUCGAUACUUCGUAUGUCGAGGCUGUAGAAAGGGGAGAAGUCAAGCUUGCAGUCGUCCCCGACUCGCCGGACGACGCACAGGACGACGAUCUCUUCGAUACAUCGCACCUCGACGCGCUUAUCAAGGGGCAGGACCCUAAAACUUCCACUGGGAAGAAGGGACUAGAUAUUGGAAUCGCUGUAUCUGUCCUUACAGGUCGGAUAGACAACGUUACUGUCACUACCAAGCGGUCGCAGAAGAGGGCUAUUCCGGCGGACUUAUUGUUAGAGGGUGACAACAGUGACCCUUCAGCAGCUCCUCCCGUAACCCCCGUCGCGCCCAGCGAAACCGAAGAGAAGAGUAUUCUCGACAUCGAUGCGGACAUACCUAUCAAUACACCGAUAGACCUCAGUGUUUCGCUCCAUACGUCUUUGAUUCAACAAAAUAAAGCUCUAGAAGAUCCUCUAGAGACUGAGGUUCGUAAGCCUCAACCGGUAGAAGAAGAAGACGACGAAUUCACUCAACUAGCGGCAGAGUCCUUAGAAGUUAGUGCGGAAGUAACCAAACUUGAACAAACGGAAAUUGUUGCUGCGCCUGUGAUCCAGGAGUCGUGGUCAGUUUUUGAAGCCGACAAGGUAUCUGAAGUAUUCGCAGAGGGUGUCGCGGAGGAUCAGAUCGACGUUAUCGAUCCCUAUCUCGACCAGGACGAUCCCUUUGAUACAAGCUUUGCAGACGCGGUAGUACCCGUGAGCGCAGCUCCAUUUAAAAAGGAGGCUAUUAUUUUAGAAGACGACGACGAUUUUGACCCUCGGGCCGAAGAAAACAGAGCGAGGUUAAAUAACCGACGGAAAUCUUCCGUUCGCAUUCAUUUAACUGACCCGUCUGGCGUCCGGGAGUCCAUCACUUCAGACGACCUCGGGGAUAAGGAGGAGUCGAACCCAGCGCGCGACUUACUAGGUGGCAGCACCACCGAUUUAACUGCUCUUGGUGAUUCGCCUCUCGAUCCUGUGGACAUUAAUGACGAUGAAAUAGAUCCUUUCGAUACUACUAUCGUUGAUAAAAUAGUGGCGCCCGGUAGGGUCGAAUUGAAAUUAUUGGAGCAGGAGCUGAUAGGAGCUAAGUCCGUACCGGCAGCGCCCGUGUACCGUGUACCCAGCGACCCCGACUUUGACCCACGUGCCGAGGAGCCCGCAUCUUUAUCCGAACGGCGUGCCAGUCGCCCUGAAAAUCUUACCUACAGCAAGAGCGUAGUGUUUGACGUCGAUCCUACGCUACAGCCCGACAAGCCCAAAAUCGUCAAGCCUGUUACGCCGUACUACACGCGCGAGGUCUCCAUCACAGAGGACUCGGAGGACGGCGAAGCCAACGAUACCGUCUCCGGGUCGUUGACGAGAACCCGCUCCGACGAGGACUUGGCCCCCAAGUUCACUUACCAGACAAAGAGGCGGCAUUCGGAGCUCCCUCAGUCGAGUCAGAGCAAGGCGAAGCCGAGUCUGCUAGAAACUGCUCCUAUCGACAUCCAGACUAAAGUACUGACACCGAGCAACCCCAAGCCCCAGCCUCUCUUGGAGGAGGAACUCGACCCCUUCGACACUUCAUUUGCCGGUGAACUAGCCCCAACUAAAACAGAGUUAAAGUUGCUUGCAAAAGAAUUCUCUUGUGACGAAACUAACGAACCGGAAGGACCCAAGGACUUAUUGGACCCGUCGGACGAUAUAUUUCAAAUCAAAGCGCUCACACCGGAGCCCUCGAAUAUUUCUCGACUACCAGAGGAAGAGUUAGAUCCUUUUGACACCUCGUUUGCAGGCGACCUUCAGCCGGGAAGAACUGAACUUAACAUGGGAGAGCCGGUAGCGCCGGUAACGACGGAAGCCAUCAAUCCAUUUAUGAUGACGACAGACGAGCCACCGGUGGAGUACACCGGCGACAACCCAUUCGCCGCCAGCAACCCCUUCUCGGACUUCGGGUACGACCCGCCUGCUGGCGACGUGCCUUCUGAUAUCUUCGGCGCCGAGCCCACUGGUGGGACUACCCAAUUCGAUGGUUUUACUGCGCCCGCCGAGCCUGCUAGUGGGCCCACUCACUUUGAAAAUUUCGCUACGCCCGCCGCACCCAUCGAUCUGUUCGGCGCCCCGCCUGUCAAGCCGACCGAGCUCGAGCUUGUCUCCACGACUGCGGACUUUUCAUUCGGGGAAGAUGUCAACAACGCGGCACCACCUCGUCCGCUACCUCCAGAGACGCAGAAUCUUAUCCUAACAGUGACCGGACAGAUGGAGUUCACCAGUUCUCACUUGCUCGACCGUAUUCCACCGACACGCACGCCCAGCCCUGUGUCUGUGCGUGACAUACAUUCGGCCUGUCCUACGCCGGAGCCUGAGGUGGAGCCGUUGCCAUUGGACGAACCCGCACCGGUGCAAGCGGCGGCCCCCGCCGCCCCCGUACAAUCAGACUUUGACAUCAAUCGCAACAAGCCGGUGCGACCGCCACCUGCACGGCCCCCUGCGGCGCGGCCACCUCCCCCGCGCCCCGCGCCUCCACCAGUUCCACAGGCGCCGGUACAACAACAGCCGCCCACGGACGAUAUAAAUCUCUUCGACGCUCCAGUUCCCGUAACCGUGAAGCCGACCAAGGAGGCUAUUUUAAGUUUGUAUUCGGCACCAAAGCAGGAGGAGAAACCGAUUGAUUUCCUAAGUGAUGAUAUCGUAGACGAUGUUCCAGCCGUACCGGCCGAGGUACCGAACGCUACAUCGGCGCCGGUUCCGGCAGCACCGUUGGGCGCCGAGCAGGUCGCAGUAGUGUCCCAUCCAUCGCCACCGAAAGCUCGCGAGCCACCUCCAUUACCACCAGCGCCCGCUGUAGUACCCACGCCAACAGUUCUGGAUGCAGCACCUAUGGACUGCUCCGAGCCACCCGAGUCCGCGCCCGCAACGAAUUCGACGCCACUCGCUGAUGUCACGAAUGACAAUUUCUCAGCGGAGCCCCGUGACGAGGAAAUGAACCCGUUCGAAUCUGGUGCUACGUUAACGGACUCCACUCCAUUCACCGGUGCAGGCACUAACAUUUUUGGCGUGCAGGAGGAAGCGUUUCCAGCUCAGAGUAACGAUAAUUUUGGCGGAGUGGAUAACGGUUUCGGAGCCGUUUCUACUGGAGUCUUUGAAACUUCAGCUACUAACAUUUUCGCCGCGUCAAACGACGCGUUUGCGGACAAUGCGAACAGCUUUGGUAUGGAGCAAGGCAGCGCGUUCAACGCGCCGGCAUCGGCGUCAACGGUGGCGUCGGCGGGGUGGGAUGCAACACCGGCACCAGCAGCGGCGAGUUGGGAUGCCGCGCCCGAGGCUAUGGCACAGGAUGCUUUCCCUGACUCGCAAGACGCUUUCGAUGCCUUCUCCGCCAAGUUCGACAACACUGCCGCCAAACAUCUAAACUCAGGGGCAUGGGGCGAUGAUGGUGGCUCUGAGGAGACCCCUGCAGGCUUCGAGGCGGAGGCGUUUGAUCCGUUCUUAAGCAUGGGGGCUCCCCCAGCCCCCGCCGCGACGCCUCGCCUGCAGUCACAGGGCUCUAAGGACUCCGCCGAUGACUCCUUCUCCCUGUUCAUCAGGCCAAAGGACAGCACCGGCGCGGACGCGGGCGCUGCGGUGCCUGCACUGGCGCCCCCGCCACGUCCGCAGGCCCUGCCGGAGUCUCCACGGGCGAACCCUUUUGACAAGAGCGCAGAGGCGCCGAUCCCACGCGCCGAUGCUUACGAGGAACAGCGGCGCGGCUCCGGUGACUCAGGCGGCGAGACGCCACCGACGCCGUUGUUCGACGACGACGUAUCCCAGCCGCUCGAGGACUUCCCUCGGACCAAGUACGAUGGGCCCGGCUGGGAGAUGCAGCUAAGACAGCCGGUCAAGAAGAAGAUUACCGGUCAGAGGUUCUGGAAGAAAGUCUUCGUCCGCGUGGCCACACAGGGCGAAGCACCUGUUCUCCAACUCUUCAAGACUGCGCAAGACAAGGAGCCAUACCAGGAGCUACCACUGCAAGCCUGUUACUCGGUGUCGGAGGUCGGCGCGCAGCAGUUCGAUACCUUUGGCAAGAUCUUCACGGUCAAACUGCAGUACGUUUUCUACAAGGAGCGCCCUGGUGUCAGGCCAGGACAGGUGACAAAGGCGGAGCGUAUCACGAACAAGCUAUCACAGUUCGCGGCAUACGCCAUCCAGGGUGACUACCAGGGCGUCAAGGAGUUCGGCAGCGAUCUGCGAAAGCUGGGGCUACCCGUGGAGCACGCGCCGCAGGUGUCACAGCUAUUCAAGCUAGGCUCCCUCAACUACGAGGACGUCCUCCAGUUCUCAUGCUGCAUAGAAGAGGCGUUGUUCCGACUCGCAGCACAUCGCGACCGCGCGCUCGCUUACAAGAUGGAAGAAGUCCAAGUGACAGCUGUUGAUGAAUUGUAUGUCGAACAAGAUGCGGAUGGGGCUGUUCAGAAGCAAAUUGCGCGUGUCAGGCUGUUCUUCCUUGCAUUUCUUAGCGGCAUGCCGGACAUCGAGCUCGGUGUGAACGACCUCCGCCGACAAGGCAAGGAAGUGGUCGGGCGGCACGACAUCAUCCCUGUGGUCACGGAGGAGUGGAUCCGCGUCGAAGACGCCGAGUUCCACGCUUGCGUGCAGCCGGAGGAGUUCUAUAACACGCAGAUUAUUAAGUUCAAGCCACCAGAUGCGUGCUACAUUGAGCUUCUCCGCUUCCGCGUGCGUCCGCCCAAGAACCGCGAGCUGCCGCUGCAACUCAAGGCUGUUUGGUGCGUCACUGGGAACAAGGUGGAGCUUCGAGCAGAUGUAUUGGUGCCAGGCUUCGCGUCUCGCAAGUUAGGGCAGGUGCCGUGCGAGGACGUCGCUAUACGCUUCCCCAUCCCUGAGUGCUGGAUCUAUCUGUUCAGAGUGGAGAAGCAUCACCGUUACGGCUCUGUCAAAUCUGCGCACAGACGUACGGGCAAAAUCAAGGGUAUCGAGCGGUUCCUCGGCGCCGUGGAUACGCUGAGCGAGUCUCUUAUUGAAGUGACGUCGGGGCAGGCCAAGUACGAACAUCAGCACCGCGCGCUGGUCUGGCGAAUGCCACGACUGCCUAAGGAAGGGCAAGGCGCAUAUACAACGCACAACCUCGUCUGCCGCAUGGCGCUGACCUCGUACGACCAGGUCCCCGCAGAGCUGGCGCGCGCCGCGCACGUGUCGUUCACGAUGCCGGCGACCCAAGUGUCGCACGUGACCGUGCGCUCUGUGUCGCUGCAGAACCACGACCGCGACGACCCGCCGGAGAAAUACGUGCGGUAUCUAGCGAGGCACGAAUAUGUCGUGGGCAUCGAGCGUACAACGGGCACCGCGAACGCGCCGUCGGCGUACGCGGCCGCGGCCGCCGUGCCGCGCGCGCCCGACCCCGCGCCCGCCGCCGCCCCGCAGCCGCCCUCCUCCGACUCAGACUCCGACUGAACGAUAGAGAGCCACUGCUAAUCCUACAAGGUUGGCAAGGCUUCCGACCACUUCGAUCUUGGUAGUUUCCGGUGGUGUAGUAGGUUCGCAACCAAAUUGUAUUGUGGUCGGGACCUUGAACCGUUGGAAGCGUGGUUGCCAGCCGUGUAGAGUGUGCAAACUGAGCGGACGCUCGAGCGGGGCGACCAGCGGGGUGUGUGACCAUAUUUAACAAAUGCAAGAACGUAUGCGAGCUGCCGCGCCUCAAAUUCCUUGAGAGCUCGACGCUACGCUGCACGCCCCGCUGAACGCGCCGCCAAAUGCUCGCCACUGUGGCAUUUAGAACUGAAAUUGCGCGAGAUCUACUAAGCUUCUUCGAAAACGUUCAUGUUAGUGUGAAAUGGCUGUCAUGCAAAAGUAGUAUUAUUCAUAUUCGGUUUUAGACCAAAACAUGGCCGGGUCUAUGCAUCAGAUCGACAUUCGAACUUUAAAAUCUCAGCUUCAGUUGACAUUCGUAGUAUAUCUCGAGUGUACCAAUAAGUAUUUGUGUAAAAAUGUAUUAACAUCAGGCACUGCGAGUAAUUUUAAAUCAACAUAUAGUUGAAAUUUGUGAAGUUGUAAGUUGUAAUUCUGCUCCGAUGCGGAGACGAGAAAAUGUCGUAACAUUUUCCUACAUCGUCGCACAGAGGGUUUGAAAUGCUACAAAACUGCGUAAAAUCGCGAACCCUGACAUUGUGUGUUCUGUCAUUAUUAAACCGGCAAAUUAACGAAUAUAAUCUCAUAAUGAAUAAAUACAGGAAGGACAUUACGUCAGAUAUUUUUUGCAUUAUAUAUUUUGUACACAUUUGAACAUUGUGGACCCUGAAAGUAGGAUUUUGAACAAGUAGGUAUACCGAUCUCCCAGGUGAUGUUAUUUUUAUUUUGUAUAGUAUUAUUAUUGUACAUAUUAUCUAGGUUGUAUUUCUAUUCAUUUAGUUUAGGUAGUGAUAAUUUAUAAAAAAUUAGGUACUUACUCUUACUUUUUCAUUAAUUUUUGACACAGGAUGCUAGUAGCGUAAUUUUGUAUGAGUAUAGAAGAAUUUAAAGUAUUAAGUAGAUAAAGUCAGUUCGUAAGGCAGAGUUAAAUUUCAAUAAUGGUCCAUUUAAUUUAAAAUCAGUUAGUGAUUUAUUGAAGUUGUACUAUUUAUAGGAAAUUUGUUAUGAUGUUGUUAUGCUUCGAUUGUUUGUUUGUGCGUGGAGAGCUAUGGAGGAGUGAGUAAAAUAAAAAUGUUGAAACAAAGUUUUGUAAUCGGCGCUGCGACCCAUUAUGCAAACGCCUCGCAUUUACCAACCAACAGUGACGCACUUGAAGUGAUAAUUAUUUUAAAAUACUUAAGGUGUCAUCAAUCAAACCAGCUAAAUGAUGUCCGAUGCAAGUUAGUCUCUUCAGAACAACCGACGUCGGAGAACAAUGAUGUAUAGGUGUAAAUAUUGUCAUUGUCAAUCAGUGCUGCUGUUUGUAGAGCCAAUGCGUUUUAUUGCGUCAUUAAGCUAUUAUAUGGGUACUCAGCGAGGCCAACUGGCAGCAAAAACGCAAUGUUCUAUUACGCAAAAUAUCUACGUACAUGAAAAAAACGGUCGGAGCGAAUCCGCUAGACGCAGACGCUAGCAGCAUCAACCGCCAUACCUUUUGCCCAUCGCGUGGGGCGGUUGACGCUCCAUUGUCAGCGGCAAGCGUAUUCGCUCGGAUCGUUUUCAUUUCACUUGGCUUUCGGGCUCCGUGUGAAAAAUGCUGCUUCGUUGCGCCGUAACGAGGUUCUAGUGGGAGGUCUCCUGUACAUAGUAGUGAUAAUAAUGAGCUUCGGACGGAAGCCCGCCGACACGAGUCCAAUUGUUUGCUACUGUUACUAUAAAAAUGUACUCUAUAUUUUCAUAAAAUACGUACUAAAAUAUAUCAACAUUUUUGAGAUUAUAAACUAAAUAAAAUUAUGAAUAUUAUGUCUCCCGCGUAUAUCGAGUAAGUGUAAGCUUGAAAAGCUCGAAGUGACAGCGAAUCGCGAGGCAGGCAAGUAUAUUACUAUACCAAAGCAUAAUUGACUAAAUAUAAUUGCUUAUCUAAUGUAUGUAAUGGGUGACAAUAGUCGUAGCAGUGUUUAAAUAUUGUAAGAAAAAACAUCAAGUGUCUAGAGAUGCUCCAUUAUCAUAACGAUAAGUGGGCCGAGUUUUAUUUUGUUGUAAGUAAUUUUUUUAGACACAUUUCGGUAAAAUUUGGUAAGUUUGAAGAGCUCCUCAUUCUAGGUGGAAUAUACACGAAAUCCCAAUUGGGACAAAAUGUAUGUAAUUUUCCGUAGGUACGAAAAUUCUAUAGUUUUCGUAGGUAACUCAGAGGAAUAUUUUAUAUGACAUGUGGUGGAAUUGCUUAUAUUGUAUAGAAUAGGGAACUCUAUCACCAAAUUUUAUCGAAAUCUAACGAAAUAAACGACAACAAAAUAAAAUCGGCCCAAGUAGUGUAAGGUAGGCUAGACGCGGCGACGGCCCGGCACCUACGAUUGUGAUAAUAAUAUCAUCUCCAUAGUUGUUGAUCAUUAUAUUAAUGUAUGUUACUACACUUAUAGCUAUAAAUUACCCGUAUAUGCUAAUUUGAGGUUAUUUUAAGUUGUUACCAUACUCAGUCUAAUGAGACUUGGGAACGUUUACACUAAGUUCCACGUCAGCAUUCAUUAAAGUGUAAACGCGCUCAUAUGUUGUCAGAGUAACUACUAUAAAUAACCCUUGACCUAUAGCGUCUGUCUGUGUGUCUGUCUGCUGCGUGCUUCCUGUGAACCGAGCUUCGCUCGAAGCACUACCCUGUACGUAUUGUAUAAACUCAACAAACCUAGUACAAUUUCCAAUAAGUAGCAUCCUAAAUUGUUCGAAUUUCUACUAUAUCUGUAUGCUAUGGGAAAGUAUAUCUAUAUUAUAGCGGUGUUCAUGGCGAUUACAAGUUAACGGUACCUAUAUAUGCAUAAGACUAGUACUAAGAAAAGAACCUAUGUUGUAUGCCCCGCCGCUCGCGGUGGGGCCCCACAGUGAGAUGUUCGCAUGUACCUUGUAACCACGCAGAUGGAUCCUAUGUUCUGUUGUCAAUAAAAAAUAUGACUGUGA
Cydia pomonella (codling moth) is the source of this 9586-nucleotide messenger RNA. Its product is annotated as protein stoned-B-like. The record is from RefSeq and is a predicted model, not a curated record. Gene Ontology annotation, cellular component: AP-2 adaptor complex; synaptic vesicle. Gene Ontology annotation, biological process: synaptic vesicle endocytosis; clathrin-dependent endocytosis; regulation of endocytosis. The coding region runs from base 617 to 6484 and encodes 1955 amino acids. Lineage: Eukaryota; Metazoa; Arthropoda; Insecta; Lepidoptera; Tortricidae. The transcript has 15 exons. Gene Ontology annotation, molecular function: clathrin-cargo adaptor activity.